ACUGUGGCGGGAGCGUUGACCAGACCGAGCACUCAUCAUGUUCCCUUCUCCCCGUGCUCAGGCUGUGACCACAGCCCGGCGACCCCUCGGAGGUCGUGGCCCUGCUGGAAGGAAGAGUCUAGGGCCCCCCGGCAGCUCUUCGCCCUCUACAGUGUUUUCCCCCUCUGGGCGUAGGGUCAUCACCAUCGGUGGUGUGCGGGCAACACCUUCAAGAGUUGUUCUUCACCCAUGUGCUGUCGAAACUGUCAAUUAUAAUGUUCAGUUAUUUGGUUCCACCCUACCAGUUAAGGUCAUGGAGGCUUUGGCAAGUGCUCAUGUCAGUGACUCUUUAAUGGUGAAGAUUCAUGAACUUGGUUGGGCUUGGUUAGUGUGUGGUGAUCGUAUUAUAAUCUGGAAAAUAAGCCAGUCUUCAUCUGCAAAGUCUAUGUCGUGUAAAGAACUGCAGCUCCCACCAAGUGAUUUUCCAUGGUCUGCAGACCUGGUAGAUAUAUGGACUGCUGAUGAGGCAGCAACUACUCAAUCAGUUGGAGUUAUGGCAGCUACAGGUGAAGGAUCAAUCCGUUAUUGGCCAUGUCUCUCACAUGAAGAGUUUUACACAGAAGCUUAUGCUGAUUUUGGAUAUUCGGUUUGUUUGUUUAUAACGGCUGUAAAGGCUGGCAGUUUUAUAUUGUCUUCUUCAAAGAACCAACAUGUUCGUUUAAUACCUGAUGCUUCUGGAAAGAUCUGCCAGCGACUCUUGCAGCAAGGGCAAGGCAUGCUCUCAGGAAUUGGCCGUAGAGUUUCAACUCUCUUUGGUAUUUUAUCUCCCUCAGUAGAAUCACCGCUCCUCAGUGUGCUGUGGGACAAAGGAGAUUGCUUUUAUACUCUUACCAAUAACAACAUAAAUAAGUGGGAUAUGGAUGAUAAUUCUGAAUAUCACGUUCUAAAUUGGGACAUGAACCGUGUGCUGAAAGAAGAUAUUUCUGAUGCCAUAUGGGGUUCCGAAAGUAACUAUGAAGAAAUUAAAGAAAAAAUCAACAUUACUUAUUUGGAUUUCAAUCAGAACAGUGAUGGAUUAGUCAUCUUGGCGUCUGCUUGGCAUUCUGGUGAUACUCCUUGUAUGAGCUAUUACACUCUUAUAACUAUAAAGGAUGAAGGCUACAACUUUUCUGAUGAAGUCAAUGUUGAAGUCACUCAGCUCCAUCCUCCAUUUCAGUCCGAAGAUAUGCUGCUUGCCCAUCUUGUGAUCCCAAACUUUACUAGCCAUGUCGCUUGCAUAUAUACAAAGGAUAUGGUUUUUGCCUGCUCUACAGGAACAAGGCGAGUCACUAUCCCUCAGGAGAGAAUCUCAUUUGAAGCUCAAGGGGAUCACGUUAUUGGAGCUGGGUCCUGUGCAGAUCUGCCAGUCUUUUUCACAAGAAAGAGUGGCCUUCUAGCUGUUGUUCCUCGUGAAAGUGUCUCUGUUUUGCCAGAAGAUGUUGAAGAUUCUUUGUCCUCUUCAUUAGCUGGAGCUAGUAAUCAGGCUACAUCUGUAGAGCCAUCUUCAAGAGCAGAGACUAUACCGCAUGAUGAUAAGACUAAACUGCUGAAGGCUGCAUUUUUGCAGUUUUGUAGAAAGGAUAUAGUUGGGGCACAGUGCAUGGUGGACAGCUUGUUCUCUGCUCUAACAGAUUUGGAAGCUGAUAAUGAACUAGACCAGGCAGUGACCCAGAUAAGUAUGGACUUGGUGGAUGACUAUCCAGCUUCUGAUCCUAGAUGGGCUGAAUCUGUACCUGAUGAAGCAAGUGGCUUGAGUAAUACAUCCCUCAUUCUUUUGCAUCAGCUGGAAGAUAAAAUGAAAGCACACUCCUUUUUCUUGGAUUUCCUUCAUCAGGUUGGACUAUUUGAUCGUUUAAGCACUUGUCAAGUGAGAGGAUCUGCCAUGGCAACUCGUCUAUUGCUUUGUGAACAUGCAGAGAAAUUAUCUGCUGCAAUAGUUCUGAAGAACCACCACACAAAGCUUCCAGCACUUGUUAACUCUGCUAUACUGCUUGCCCUGAACAAGAGGAUGUGCUCAGUCCCCCACAAUCUUACUCCUGCUGAUGUGUACUUUAGAGAGGUCUCGCAGAUGGAUUUCAUCUUUGAAUGCCUUAUUGACAAAGAGGAGAUGGAUUUACAAUCUACAAUGAUGGAUUCUAUUGAAUGGGCUAAUAUAGUUGUUGAUGUGAACACCAUACUGAAGGAUAUGUUGCAUGCAGCAUGUCAGUACAGACAAAAUAAAGCUUCACUCUAUAAACGGGAGAGCAUAGAAAAAGAGCCAGAAUAUAUACCCUGGACUGCUUCUAGCAGUAACCGUACAGUGAUUAUACGUCAGCAUGCCAUCAUUCUGAAGAAAGUCUAUCCUCAGGCUGAUUCCAGACUGCGCAGUGACCUGAUUGAGCAGCUGGUGGCACUCCUAAACUAUUUUCUUGAUGAUUAUGUUACUCAGUUAAAAUCAGUGGAUCAACCAACUGAUCAAGAAAGAUAUAGCAUUCUGGAAACAGAAUAUGCACAGAAAAGGUCUGAGCUCUUAUCUCCAUUGUUAACUCUGGGUCAGCAUCAAUGGGCGUCUAGUCUUGCCGAGAAAUUCUGUGAUUUUGAUAUCUUGGUCCAAAUAUGUGAAAUCACUGACAAUCAGAACAGGCUUCAGCGUUACAUGACUCAAUUUGCAGAUCAGAAUUUUUCAGAUUUCUUAUUUCGCUGGUAUUUGGAAAAGGGAAAGCGUGGGAAACUUUUGUCACAGCCAGUAUCUCAGCAUGGACAGCUGGCGUCUUUCUUACAAGCUCAUGAGCAUCUUAGCUGGUUACACGAAAUCAACAGUCAAGAUUUUGAAAAGGCCCAUAGAACACUGCAAACACUGGCUAACAUGGAAACACGGUACUUUUGCAAAAAGAAAACACUGUUGGGCCUGAGUAAAUUAGCUGCGUUAGCAUCUGAUUUUCAUGAAGAUAUACUACAUGUUAAAAUUGAAGAAAUUUCAAACCAGGAACAUUUUCUUCUUUACCAAGAAACACUGCCCAAGCAGCUAUUGGAGGACAAAAGAUGUGAAUUGAAUGCAAUGCCUUUGUUAUCCCCAUUAGAACUAAUCAAGCUAUACAUAAGUGAGGAGAACAGAAGGGCAAAUGAAUAUGAUUUCAAGAAAGCACUUGAUCUACUAGAGUGCAUUAAUGAGGACGAGGAGGUGGAUAUUGAAGAGCUAAAGCUGGAUAUACUUUGCAAAGCUAUAAGGAGAGACCUGUGGUCAACUCUGGAUGGGAAGGAUGACCCAGUAGAGGCAGCUAAAGACUCAAUUUUUGUUAAAGUUCUCCAGAAGUUACUAAAUGAAGGUAAAGACCUGAAGAGUUACCUGCCAGAUGUAAAUGUGCUGCUUCAGUCGGGUGAACUUGACAGUUUAAAGACAGAUCGAUGCUUUGAGUUUGUUCUGAAAGCAAACUAUGAAUAUUAUUUAAAACAACUUGAGUAACUGAAUUGUAGAUUAUGCAGUUUUGUACACAUUUGUUUUCAGUGUUUAAUAAACUUUUCCCUAAGUAA
This is a messenger RNA of Bufo bufo (common toad), 3528 nucleotides long. It is a transcript of the gene NUP133, whose product is annotated as nucleoporin 133. NCBI's taxonomy places the organism in Eukaryota, Metazoa, Chordata, Amphibia, Anura, Bufonidae. Gene Ontology annotation, biological process: protein import into nucleus; poly(A)+ mRNA export from nucleus; transcription-dependent tethering of RNA polymerase II gene DNA at nuclear periphery. Gene Ontology annotation, cellular component: nuclear pore outer ring. Gene Ontology annotation, molecular function: structural constituent of nuclear pore; protein binding. The record is from RefSeq and is a predicted model, not a curated record. Bases 38 to 3460 code for a protein of 1140 amino acids. The transcript has 26 exons.